Molecule: messenger RNA, 1332 nt
Organism: Physcomitrium patens
Lineage: Eukaryota; Viridiplantae; Streptophyta; Bryopsida; Funariales; Funariaceae
Product: 14-3-3-like protein
Source: RefSeq, a predicted model, not a curated record
UUGUAUUCUGUCGGAGCUUGAAACCGUGAGCUUGUUUGUCGCCCUCGCUCAAGCUCGUUCACUUUCUGAGCUCUCGAGUCAGCUUUCUCUUUGUCUCUACCCCGCGAUCAGCACUUGGUGUCUCACUGUGCUUGUCCGAGCUUUGUCACGUCCAUUUUGGUGCCAUAACGAGCGAGAUCUACCAUGGCGACCGAGGCACGGGAGGAGAAUGUGUACAUGGCCAAGCUGGCCGAGCAGGCUGAGCGUUACGAUGAGAUGGUGGAGGCCAUGGAGAAGGUAGCUAAGACUGUGGACACGGAGGAGCUCACCGUUGAGGAGCGCAACCUGCUGUCCGUGGCGUACAAGAACGUGGUUGGUGCCAGAAGGGCCUCGUGGAGGAUUAUUUCCUCGAUCGAGCAGAAGGAGGAAAGCAAAAGCAAUGACGAGCACGUUGCGGCCAUCAAGGAAUACCGCGCCAAGGUGGAGUCGGAGCUGAGCACCAUUUGCGACAGUAUUCUCAAGUUGUUGGAUACCCAUCUCAUUCCUACUUCUAGCACUGGUGAGUCGAAGGUGUUUUACCUGAAGAUGAAGGGAGAUUAUCACAGGUACUUGGCUGAGUUCAAGACUGGAGCCGAGAGGAAGGAAGCUGCUGAGGCCACAUUGUUAGCCUACAAGUCCGCCCAAGAUAUCGCGUUGACAGAGUUAGCACCCACUCACCCCAUCCGAUUGGGUUUGGCUUUGAAUUUCUCUGUGUUCUAUUACGAGAUUCUCAGCUCCCCCGAUCGGGCGUGCACUCUUGCCAAGCAGGCUUUCGAUGAAGCUAUCGCCGAACUAGACACUCUUGGUGAAGAGUCAUACAAGGACAGCACUCUAAUUAUGCAGCUUCUCCGUGAUAACCUCACUUUGUGGACUUCUGACAUGCAGGAUGAGGUUGGAGCGGAUGACAAGGAGAAAGUUGUUGAAGCCGAGGACUGAAACGCAUGCUAAGUUUCAAGUUGCUUUUAUUUGUGGAGGGGUGACGGUGAGUGGAUAAUCUUCCACAUACUGUCGAUUAGUAGUGCAAUACUUGAGCCCUGUCUACCACAAGAUUGGUUUGCACUGGACCUUAUUUCUGGCAAGAUCGUGAGAAAGUAGCUCGUCUGUUUUGGUUAGUUUCUUGUCCGGUUGGUGCUUGUACUUUCCGGUUGGUCCUCUAGUGCAGUUAUCUUAGUAGCGAGUUUAUUUAUCUGGUUAAUGAAGCAUCUUCAUGGAAUAAUGUGAUGAACACAUUAUCUGUCGAUGUACAAUCUCCAAUUACCUGCUUUCUCUGAAAGCGAAGAAAUGAUUCACAUAUCUCUGGUGUUUAUAUUGCAA